GCUGCGAGCGGGCAGAGCGCGCGGAGUCGCCCGGGGAUGGUGGGGCAGGGGCUAGAAGUUUCCCGCCAGCUGUGCGCCGGGCAGAUGUGGGGCAGCCCCCAGCGCUGCCCCCUCUGGUGGUCCUAGCGGGGCGGGUGGCCCCGAUCUCGCCGUCCCGGGCGAACUUUGCAGAAGGACGAGCAACUUCUGCGGCGGGAGCUCCGCUUGCUGCUACACCGACCCGCCUCUGGGUUGGGCUAUUCUUGCACGUCUGUAGGCAGUGGUGGGUCCUGGUGGUGCUGAGCGAGCGACUCUGCCGGGCAAGAGCCAGCCGGAGAGAUCCCAUGGAGGAAGCGGGCGACGGGGGACGAGGGGCCGUGCACAAGAGGAAGGCCUGGGCGAAAAGCCGAGAUUCCUGGCAAGCCUCGGAGGCCGAGCGGCUCUCGCCAGAAGCGCCGGACCUGAACCCGGGUCGGGAAGGAGGCAGUAUUCCAAACGAAAAAAUUGCAAUAUGGCUUAAAGAUUGCAGAACGCCGCUGGGAGCCUCUCUGGAUGAGCAGAGCAACUUCACUUUGAAGGGCAUGCUGGUGAGAAAUGGAGGAAGUUUUGAAGAUGACUUAUCCCUGGGAGCCGAAGCUAAUCAGCUACACCAAGGUGGUGAACAAAUGGAGAUCUGUAACGGUAUGUUGGCAAAGGACAAGAGACUUCAGUUUCAUCAGAAGGGCCGAAGCAUGAACUCUACUGGCUCUGGGAAAAGCAGCGCAACGGUUUCAAGUGUGUCUGAACUACUGGAACUGUACGAGGAGGAUCCUGAAGAGGUUCUGUACAAUCUUGGGUUUGGCCGUGAUGAACCAGAUAUUGCUUCGAAAAUCCCACCAAGGUUUUUUAAUACAGCAUCAUUUGCCAGAGGAAUAGAUAUAAAAGUGUUUCUGAGCGCCCAGUUGCAACGCAUGGAAGUAGAAAAUCCAAAUUUUGCCUUGACAAGUCGCUUUCGUCAAAUUGAAGUUCUCACUACUGUGGCCAAUGCAUUCUCUUCCUUAUAUUCGCAAGUUUCUGGCACCCCGUUGCAGAAAAUUGGGAGCAUGAAUUCAACGGCUUCCAGCAAAGAGCCAGCCAACCCGCCGCCUCUAACCCGAAGCAACACUGCGAGCCGUUUGAUGAAGACCUUAUCUAAACUCAACCUCUGUGGGAACCAGCAGGCAGGUGAAGCGGGCAGCUGUUCUACGCCUUCGCCGGUUGAAAAGGGGAAAGCUGAAAACGGACAGUUUGAGGACUGUGACACUAAAAACGAACCCAAAACACCAAAGCACUUCAAAACAACUUUGCUGGCUACAGUAAAAGAGGAGGUACCUGGUAAUCAGCCAAGCACUGUGGAUGUUCUUCAUGCUUCUGAACUUUCUUCUGACUCUAACGUUGCACAAGGAUUGCAAAGCGACCACAUGCCUUCUGAAGCUGAGCAAAAUAAGGACUCCUUUGGUCAUUCAGAUAGACCUAGGGAGCAAGCUGGUAUUACAAGCUCGUCCAGGAUGGAGAGCGAAAUGCCUGCCUUGGGCACUUGUGGUCUUGAGGGCAACUCUGAGCUGCCUGUGCUUCCUACAUCACCACCGGAUAAGGAACCCUGCAUUCUGAUAGCAAACCCAUCCAUUGUCAGUCUCAUGCUACAGCAGAAGGACUCUUUUGAGAUGGAAGAGAUUCAAAGCACCGAGGGAGAGAUUCCACAUACCCCUAGUACAGGCCAGCUGGCCCUAGCGAAAACAAAAAAAGAUCAGCUUUUACGAUCUGCAAGUCAGCAUUCUGACAGCAGCGGCUUUGCAGAGGAUUCUUCCACAGAUUGCUUCUUGCUAAAUCAGCUGCAGGCACACGAGUCAUUGCAGGCCAUGGGCAGCAGUGCUGAUAGCUGUGACAGUGAAACAACCGUUACAUGUUACAGUGAAGAACUCAAAACACCAGUAGCCGAACAGCCGUCUUGCUUCAAUGAGCUUGAUGAGGAGAAAUAUCUCCUUUCAGAAGUAGAGCGGCAGCUGGGUGACAUGGCUUCUGAGGCAAAAGCAGGAGAAGGUGAGAACGUUCCAGAAGGCAAACCUGAUGAAGCUGAAUCUGGAGAAGACACAGAGUUUGGCCAAGGAAGUUUCCUGGGAAAAAAUGAUGACGUUCCUGUACAGCAGGUUACGUUUGAAGUGUUGGAAGAAGACAGCGAAGAAAGCGAUUUAGAUAGAAGCAGUGAGUGUGAGUUUCCUGAGUAUAAAACUCACCACAUUCUCAAAUCUAUGUCCUCCAUAGAAAGUACCAGCUCCUCCCCUUCUUCUGUAGACCGGGUUAGCAUUGCCUUGGAAAGAGCCCAGAAAAAACUCGGCAGUUCAUCCGAUUCCAGAGCUGGACGCACUCUUCUAAAAUCGAAAGACCUUCUUUUCAGGCACAGGAACCAAAUCGCCAACCUCAGCUACCCCCUCCGGCGCUCCCAGUCCCUCCCGACCACACUACUAAACCCUGUGAAAGUUGUCUCCUCAGUAAAUGUCCAACUGAAUCCAGGCAAACAGACUCUGUGCAGCCCACCUUCUUUUACUUAUAAGUACAACACAGAUGAAGAAGAGGGAGGGAAGGAAGACGAAGAAGUGAAAUCUGACGAGGGGGCAAAUGACAGCCCUCCACGGUGCAAAUCCACACUUUUUAUCGCCACUUCAUCCACUAGAAAAGGAACGUCCCUGCCAGGAUCAAGCAAGGUAGCAGAAGAGCCCUGCCGGAACAGGAUCCAGAGCUGCCCGUUGCAUCUCCCGGCACACUUGUCUCAGUCGUCGUGUUCGCUCCACUCUCUUCAUUCCGAUUUCCUAGAGAGGCCUCUGUGCGCUCAUGCGAGAACAUUCAGUACACGCAGCAUCCCAAGUACCCCGGGGUCCUCCUGCAGUGGCUUGCCUUCUCCUUUCGGCUGUCCUCACUCUUUGAGGAGCCUCGGCCACUCCCACCAGCCUCAGCCUGUGCAUCCUCCAUCCACUGUCGAAAUGCAACUGCGGAGGGUCUUGCACGAUAUCCGAAGCUCUUUGCAGAACUUGUCCCAGAAUGCUGUGAUGAGAGGGCACGACAUUACAUCACCUUCUUACAGUACUCAGAGAUCAUCCAUUCUACCUCUAUAUGAAAAUACAUUCCAAGAUCUUCAAAUAGUUCGGAGAAGCCUUAACCUGUUUCGGACGCAAAUGAUGGAUUUAGAAUUGACCAUGUUACGCCAGCAGACGACAGUUUAUCAGCACAUGACCGAAGAAGAGAGGUAUGAAGCUGAUCAGCUCCAGACACUGAGAAAAUCCGUUCGGAUGGAGCUUCAGGAAUUAGAAAUGCAGUUGGAGGAACGUCUACUUACUCUUGAAGACCAGCUUAGGAAUUUACAUGUAUCGUCACCUUACAGACCACAAAUGCACAUGGGCAUGUAUGGAAGCAGAAGCGCUGACAACUUAUCAUGCAUUUCUCCACUGAAUGUGAUGGAGCCGGUUUCUGAACUCAUGAGAGAGCAAUCGUUUCUGAAGUCAGAGUUGGGGCUGGGAGAGCUUGGGAUGGAGAAUCCUGUGGAAGCAAAUUCAGAAUCUUUUGAUCAUGGAAAUUCAGAUUCUUCGUCGGUGUGUUCUAGUCAAGCCAGCAGGAAAGGUGGCGCACGUUCAUCUGAGGUGACCGUCAAGGCCAAGCCCCAGAGCAAAAAAGUGUAUCGUGCCUGUGUUGCCCUGAUGCCCGCUCCACCAGCAAGAGCAGGGAUAGUGCAAGCACCCGAAUGCUCUGAGGACCCCGCGACCACCAGAUCGGAGGUUGAACCAAAACUUGACAAGGGGGUUCUUGCACCUUCUGUCGAGGAGGUUCAGAGAAGCUCGGAGAGCGAUGAACUGCAGCAAGUCAUCCGAGAGAUUAAAGAAUCUAUUGUUGGUGAAAUCAGACGGGAAAUCGUGAGUGGUCUGUUAGCAGCUGUCUCUUCCCCAAACAGAGGAAGCACUAAGCAGGAAACACAGCCAUGAGCAGGUACCACAGGCUGACCCAUGUUCCGAGGACAGUGAAGAACACGUAGAUGCAAUUAUCUGUUUGUACUCAAGAGGACAAAAGAGAAGACUGUGCAAACCAUCUGCAGUUGUGUAGCAGGUCGUGUCCAUCUUGAUGUUCCCAUUCCACAAUUGUGACAGUCUGCAUCUUUACUACUGCCCAGAAAUUAUCACAAGAAAUCUGGCUAUCUUGCAAGCCUAAAUAUUUAUUUGUAUGUUUUCCUACUGUUCGCUUGUCCAGAGUUUUUAUUUCUGUGUUGAGCUGUGUUCUUUAUAAGACUUGAAGGUUCCUGUACCUACCCCAGUUAUAAAUAGACUAGAAUCAUCCAUCUAUUUUAUUUUAUUUUUAAAAAGCCACUGACCUCUGUGAGGUAUUUAACUGUGCAAUAACGGAUUCAUUCUGAGAGCUUGAAACAACCAAUAAAAAUGUCACUGCUGUUACUUAGUGCCACUUCAAAAACAAAGAGAAUAACCUGUUGUAAAAAAAAAUUGCUGUUGUCUCUGGGGUGAAGCUGCUGUUUGCAGUGUGUUUAGAGAGUGACAUGAACUUACCUGAAAAAGAAAAGCUACUAUGGAUGCUUACACUGAAAGCCUUCUCUUUGUGCCAUAGAUUCCAUUUGCGAUGUGUGUUGCUUCCUUUAAUUCUCUUUUUCCUUGGGGAUGUGCCUUUAUCUUUUUAGAAAUGGUUUUAAUAUAUAAAUGGACUACUUCUCAGCUAUAUCAGAAGGAGGUCUUUUCCUCCUUUUAAAAAGUCUAUAAAACACUAGUUUAAAACGAAGAAACGGUUGUGUGUAACUUGAAGCGGAUUGAUCACUUUGAAUGGGUAUUAUAUGGAACUUGGCCUUUAUUUCCUCGACAUUUCUUCUGAGGUUUUGCUAGAGCCCAGGGGAAAGUGGCAUUGAUUGCAAUAGAUAUGUUUGAUGGUAGGCAGGGUUUUAGUACAUAUGUGGUUUUUGUCUACAGGAUGCUAGAUAGCUGAAAUAUAACAAUGUUGGAAUGCCACUGGGAUUCCGUAAGGGUUUUGUUUGUUUUCAGCUAAUAAAAAUAUUUUAAGACUGUAUGUAUUGAUGACUAGUAAACAUAUAACCACAAUAUCCGAAGGUAGAAAGUAUGUCCAAAGAUUUAUAAGUGUAUUUGGAAUACACCUUAAGGGCUGAUUUUCUUUUAAAGGGGGGCUGUUAUGCCAAUAAAAUAUUUAUUUUGCCUAUAA
Sphaerodactylus townsendi is the source of this 5199-nucleotide messenger RNA. It is a transcript of the gene ITPRID2, whose product is annotated as ITPR interacting domain containing 2. Lineage: Eukaryota; Metazoa; Chordata; Lepidosauria; Squamata; Sphaerodactylidae. Gene Ontology annotation, molecular function: signaling receptor binding. The coding region runs from base 324 to 3968 and encodes 1214 amino acids. The transcript has 18 exons. The record is from RefSeq and is a predicted model, not a curated record.